This is a messenger RNA of Drosophila sulfurigaster albostrigata, 1844 nucleotides long. It is a transcript of the gene Or85d, whose product is annotated as putative odorant receptor 85d. Gene Ontology annotation, biological process: sensory perception of smell; detection of chemical stimulus involved in sensory perception of smell. The coding region runs from base 42 to 1304 and encodes 420 amino acids. Lineage: Eukaryota; Metazoa; Arthropoda; Insecta; Diptera; Drosophilidae. Gene Ontology annotation, cellular component: plasma membrane. The record is from RefSeq and is a predicted model, not a curated record. Gene Ontology annotation, molecular function: odorant binding; olfactory receptor activity. The transcript is spliced from 3 exons.
CUCUUCAAGCUGCACACAACAAUGCAGAGCACUCUACGAGAAUGGUCAGAAAAUUAGGGAGAUACACGGAAACAAUGGCGACCAGUGAUAAAACCAUAAAGUUGAAAAAGUUUUUCCAAUUCGUCAACAUCUUUUACUUAUCCAUCGGCAUGGUAGCGUACGACACAGAGGAAUGGAACAAUAGACACACGCCAGAGGUGCGCAAGUGGACGAGUCGCCUGUUGAGCUGGAUUUUCAUUUGCCAAGUGCUAAAUCUGAAUUUGGUGCUCAUCUCGGAACUGAUCUAUGUGGGAUUAGCAUUUGCGAGCGCCAACAAUUUCUUGGAGGCCACAAUGAAUCUCUGUUUCAUUGGCUAUGUGGUGAUUGGUGUAAUCAAAAUACGUGACAUUUGGUCUCAGCGAUCUCAGUUGACACGAGUUGUCGCUCAACUACAGCGACUACAUCCAACGAAAGUGGGAGAACAGGGCGAAUACUUAAUGGAUAAAUAUCUGCGCGAUUAUCGAAAAGUUAGCAUCUUUUAUUUCUCGAUGUAUCUGGUGCUCAUUUGGAUCUACAACUUGUAUUGGGUCUUCUACUAUUUGGUCUACGAUUUUUGGCUUGGCAUACGCACCUUUAAUCGCAUGCUACCCUAUUACUGCUGGACACCCUGGGAUUGGAGCACCAAUUGGAGUUAUUACGUCAUGUAUUUUUCACAGAAUUUGGCUGGACAAACGUGUGUCUCAGGUCAACUAGCAGCGGAUAUGUUUAUGUGUGCUCUGGUCACACUGCUAGUCAUGCAUUUUAAACGCCUGGCCACACAGAUCGAACAGCAUGUGGCUGGGCAGCAGUCGCCAGAAAAAGAUCUGACCUUUCUGCAAAAGAACAUCGUCUAUCAUCAACGUUUGCUUAUACUUUGCGAGGAUGUCAAUCAAAUCUUUGGCAUCUCAUUGUUUUGCAACUUUGCCAGCUCAUCGUUUAUCAUUUGUUUUAUGAUCUUUCAAAUUACGAUUGGCGGCAACAUCGAUACGCUGGUGAUGCUGGCGUUUUUUCUCUUCUGCGCCAUGGUGCAGGUAUUCAUGAUUGGCAGCUACGCACAGCGUCUGAUUAACGCAAGCCAACAAAUCGGUCAAGCUGUAUACAAUCAUGACUGGUUUGAUGGUGAAUUGCGCUAUCGUCAAAUGUUGAUUCUUAUAAUCAAGCGUGCUCAACGUCCAAGCUAUCUCAAAGCCAGCAUAUUUUUGAAUGUUUCACUAAUAACUGUCACGGAUCUUUUGCAACUUUCAUACAAGUUUUUUGCCUUGUUACGCACUAUGUAUGCUAAGUAAAAAGAAUCAGCAUAGUGACGUAGCUUUAAGCUUUCAGUCAUACUUCAUAGUCCAAGCUUAGCUCUUAGCUUUUUUUAGUGUUAAGCGUACGUUAAUGUGCUUAGCAAUUAGCUUUUGCAAGUAGAACUCAAAUUGACAAAAUGCUAAGUGAUAUGACGGUGAUCAACAAUAUACAAAAUUGCAUAGUUUUAAACGGCAUAAUAUGAGUUUAGCUCUAUAUUUUUAUUUUACAAAAUGCGCAAAGCUUUAGCUGUCCGUUUAGUUAGUAAUGUGACUGGCAGCAAGUGCAAGUGAAACUGACAAAAUGAUUGGGGAAAUGAUUACUGAAUUGGCCAAAUCAUGCCACAACAAUCAUUUACGCCAAAUCCACAACAGUUGUGGCUUCUAAUUAAAUUAAACAACCAACUGGCGCUGCUUGUGGUACAACACAAAGAGUAUCGCUUAAAAAAUACAAGAGAAAUACAGCACACGCCAAGCAUGCCAACGUAAAAAAUACCCUAGAUUUCUUUUUAAUAUUGUUGUAGUCUAAAAAUAAAGAUU